AUGACAUACUUUGCUGACCCCUGGUUUCAGCUAAUGUGCUGUGUCUUUUGUAACAGAUCGGCUAGGACACUGGAGGCAAUUUUGAGCGGUCAGAUAUUAUUACUUUAUGUUUCAACAAUUUUGGCUGUAUGUCUUGGAAUGGUAGUGCUGACCCUGGCCAUCGAAGAUGUUUAUCUCCUGUUAACAACGUUUGUCGCAUUUGGCUACUGUAUGUUUCAAAUGUUUUCCUUCUCUUAUCUCGGCACUGAGCUCAUAGAGCAAAGCGAAGCAGUAGCGGAUGGGAUUUUCAAUAGCAAAUGGUAUGAGGAGGAUGUAAAAGUACAGAAAAAUCUUAGCUUCGUACUGAUGCGAACAAAGAAGCCGGUAAGAUUGACUGCAGCAAAGUUGUUCGUUGUAACACGUGACUCCUUCACCCAGGUAAGGCGUGAACCUUAUAUGUUAUUAACUAUAGUUUCUAUCAGUUAACUGCUGUUUUGAUAUUUUGUAGGUAAUGAAACAGGCUUACACUAUAUUUGCAUUGAUGUCCCAAUUUCUGGACGACAUUGCGAAUUAAACUUUUUAUCUAAGCAGUGCGUGCCACAUCACAAUAGCACAAUAUCAUUGUGAACGAGCGCAUGUUUUGCUAUGAAUUUAAGUAGUUCAAUUUUAGUAGAUCAAAAUCUAAAUAACCAUCAUCGUCAGAUUUUGCGGAGCGCCUGAAAGUAUACACUGUGAUGUUUUAUCACAGCUUCUACAGGUUAUGGUUAGAUAUAGCUUGCUGAUGUUAAAAACAAAUGUUUUCAAUAAAUCAUAUUACACGCUUGUCUUGCUUAAUCCAGUUUGUAGCUGGGCAAGAAUUAAGCUAUAUUUACAUCCAUAGUCAACACUUAGAAAUUUAAAUAAAAUUAC
This is a messenger RNA of Anopheles gambiae (African malaria mosquito), 888 nucleotides long. RefSeq names its product odorant receptor 22b. Gene Ontology annotation, biological process: sensory perception of smell; detection of chemical stimulus involved in sensory perception of smell. Lineage: Eukaryota; Metazoa; Arthropoda; Insecta; Diptera; Culicidae. Gene Ontology annotation, molecular function: olfactory receptor activity; odorant binding. The transcript is spliced from 3 exons. The coding region runs from base 1 to 465 and encodes 154 amino acids. The record is from RefSeq and is a predicted model, not a curated record. Gene Ontology annotation, cellular component: plasma membrane.